Gadus morhua (Atlantic cod) is the source of this 2853-nucleotide messenger RNA. RefSeq names its product B-cell receptor CD22-like. The record is from RefSeq and is a predicted model, not a curated record. The coding region runs from base 159 to 2054 and encodes 631 amino acids. Lineage: Eukaryota; Metazoa; Chordata; Actinopteri; Gadiformes; Gadidae. The transcript has 10 exons.
CUGUUCCUUCUUCUGCAAAUCUUGGUGUGAGGAGGAAGGAAGUCUUUCAGUCCUUUUUUGUUUCUGUUCAGCUCACUGCAUGGACUGGAACCACAGAUUAGAAAUCAGACCACCUUCCUCCCCUACGAACAAGAGAGUAAGAGAGGGGAGGACCCACCAUGACUUUAAGAUCAGCAGCCAGAGGAUUUCUAGCUUUCCUUCUCUCAGUUCAAGCGCUCCGGGGUAACGGUGACUGGAGAGUUACUUACUCAUCUAGUAAUGUCUGCGCUCUAAGAGGAGCGAUGGUUGACAUCCGCUGCACUUAUGAAUACCCUGACAACGUACAGUACCGCCCUACAACAGUCAGAACACUAAGGUUUACUGAAGGGGACAACUAUCAGGCUGUUGAUUUGAAACACGAUGCAGGCUAUACAGGUCGUGUUGAAUACAGAUGUGCAGAGGUCGGCUGUACCGGCUCCAGAUGCCAUGGGACAUGUGCCCUGAGAAUCAGAGACCUGAGACGGAGUGACUCUGCUGUCUACAAGUUUAGGUUCACAACAAACCAACCAGGUGUUGAACAUACUGGUGAACCUGGAGUGAAGUUAUCUGUUACAGAUCUCCAGGUGAAGGUGUCCUUUCCUUACCCUACCAUUCCUACCUGGACAAAUCUGGAGUGUCACAGUAGGUGUGGUCUAGCUGAGGAUCCUCGCUACAUCUGGUUCAGGAAUGGACAGCAUGUAGGACAGGGAGUGAACAACAGGGUCGUAACUCAGUUUGGAGACAGCUAUUCAUGUGCUGUUGAAGGAUACGCUCUCCGCUCUCCUUCAGUGUAUGCUCCAAAGACCCCCUCAGUGACCGUGAGACCCUCUGGUGAACUAGAGGAGGGCAGCUCAGUGACUCUGAGCUGCAGCAGUGAUGCUAACCCGGCAGCUAACUACACCUGGUUCAAGGUUAAUACAGAUCGUUCCUACAUAGAGAUGAAGCAGGGACCACAGGUCAUCUUUAGAAGCAUCCUGUCUAAAGACUCUGGACAAUACUGCUGUAUAGCUCAGACUGAGCUAAGGACAUCUAAGUUGAUCUAUAUAUCCGUGAAAUACGCUCCGAAGACCCCCUCAGUGACCCUGAGUCCCUCUGGUGAAAUAAAAGAGGGCGGUUCAGUGACUCUGCGCUGCAGCACUGAUGCCAACCUAGCAGCUAAGUACACCUGGUUCAAGGACAACCAAUCUCUGCCCUGGGGACCAAGUCAACCUUAUACCUUCCCCUCAGUCCGCCCUGAAGACAGAGGAAGGUACAGCUGUCACGCAGAGAACAAAUAUGGACAACUGAGCUCUAACUCGAUAUUUGUGGAUGUCCAGUAUGCUCCAAAGAACCUCUCAGUGACCGUGAGUCCCUCUGGUGAACUAGAGGAGGGCAGCUCAGUGACUCUGAGCUGCAGCAGUGAUGCUAACCCAGCAGCUAACUACACCUGGUUCAAGGUGUUCUCAGUGGUGGGAUCAGGACAGACCUACACCAUCACUCAUAUCACUUUGGAGCACGCAGGAAACUAUAGCUGCCAAGCUCAUAAUGCAAUCGGACUUCAUAAUUCCACCUUUUUGUUAAUUAAAGUGACAUCCUCAUCAUCACAGACGAUGGCAGCUUUAACAACCAUCGGCGUAUUACUGGCCAUUAUUCUCCUCCUCGUCAUCUCUCUUGUUCUCUUCUUAAGAAGAAAGAGGGCCUCCAGAAAAGCAUGUGGACAGGGAGGAAGGCCAGAUACCGUGCUGGAGCCACUUCCUGGUCCCGUGUACGAGAACGUCUCAGCUCUGACCAAUCGCUCGGCUCCUGCAGCACAGAGAGAACCAAUAGAAGAGCAAGAUGACCUUCACUAUGCCAGCAUCCACACCUCUCGCUCAAAGAACCAGGAAGUGCUUCGCUGUCGGGCUGGCUCUCGUGUCCAAUCGGACCAGGCAGACGCAGUCUUUUACUCUGUGGUCAACAUUAAAACACCCAACGCCGUCCCUGGAGAAACUGACCAGACAGAGGUGGAAUACACUUCAGCGUUGUACAGCACUGUCAAAAAACACCCCAGAGUUUGAAACAGUUGUGGCAGCAGGAUUUAAAUAGUGGGACUAGGUAGAGAGUCGCAUCCAUUUAGUUAAACAGGACAAUACGCUGGCUGCAUAUGGCGCUUAAUUACCUGGAGUGAUACAUGAUCUGAUGACUGUUGAAUUGAUUUGACUUAUUUACUUGAUUGUGUAUGUUCCUCUUGUGAUGGCCCCAGCGAGGCCACAUCUUAUCCAGGGCCUCUUUCUCUGGUGGAUGUAUCUCUGCUUCAUCGCUACCACCUGCUGGUUACCAGCAUGUACUGCAAUUGUGAGGGGAUGGCUUAACGGUACCAUCUGCUGGUAACCUGAAUGUACUCGACCUGCUGUGAGGGGAGCAGUGGCGUCACUAGGCAGUUUCAUUCGGGGCUUUUUUUUCUAUUAUUUAAUUAGCCCCGAAUCUUAUUUUUCUGAAGAAAAAUUAUACCAACUUUUUCUUUUGUCUUUUAUUUUUUAGCUUGCUUACACUAGAAACAAACAUGGGGAUUCCAGGGGCAUAUCAAAAUACAGUAUCUAGGUGCUUCUAGAUACUCCUUCUGGCAAGAGAAUCAACGGUUUAAAAACAUAACCGGACUGUUUACCACCUCAAGUGCAGUGGUGGGUAGUAACGCGUUACAAGUAACGCAAAUGAGUAAAAAAGUACUUUUUUCGGCUAACGAGUACUUUUCACGUUCCUUUUUUUAAGUCUGUAAUUUUGCUCUUACUCGAUUAAAUAUUUGAUUUAGAAUUCUACUCUUUACUCAAUGACAUUUUCCAUUGUGCCUUCAUUAAAAUGAAUAUUUUGAUAAACAUA